Messenger RNA from Lotus japonicus, 2801 nucleotides. Its product is annotated as auxin response factor 18-like. The record is from RefSeq and is a predicted model, not a curated record. Gene Ontology annotation, molecular function: DNA binding; protein binding. The transcript is spliced from 14 exons. The coding region runs from base 545 to 2596 and encodes 683 amino acids. NCBI's taxonomy places the organism in Eukaryota, Viridiplantae, Streptophyta, Magnoliopsida, Fabales, Fabaceae. Gene Ontology annotation, biological process: response to hormone; regulation of DNA-templated transcription. Gene Ontology annotation, cellular component: nucleus.
UUCCACCAACAAAGUCAUGGCCAAUGAAUUUCAAAGGCUCUCCAGAACCAGAGGACCAGACAAGUGAGAGAGAAGAUAGCAGCACUGUGCAGUACAGCACAUUAUUCUGAGACGCGCAGCGCAGACAGUAAAAGCAGUAGCAGCCUUUGGAAAUUGUUAACGUCAUGGAUUCAGCUGUAAAAGCAGAACAAUCAACCACAGUGACACCAGCAACACCAAAGUGAUCAGGGAUUUUGUAACCGAAACUUGAAGAACCAGCCCCAUGAUGGCAUAAUUCUAUACCAUACAUUCUAGAAGCUGAAUUUCGGGGACGGUUCAAGUUCGUUACAGAACACAACAAGUGAAGUGACGGCGAAAGUAAAGGACAAGACAAGAAACUACUCUACUCGUCAUCAUUAUUCAUUAUCAUUACUAGCUAGCUAGCUCGGAUCAUAUAACUGUCUUGUCUGCGCGCGCCGGGUUAUCUCUUCUCUUUAUGGCUGCUGAGCUAUUAUGACCUUCAGCUCUCUCUUUUCUGUUUCUCAUUCUUCUCUGUGUUUAUUGAAUGGCACAUCUGAAGGGUGCUCAUCUCAGAGGCACGACGGAGGAAACAGGUUUGGGAGAUGAUGAUCAGUUGGAUACAGAGCUAUGGAAGCUCUGUGCAGGGCCUCUGGUGGAUGUUCCUCGUUCUGGGGAGAGAGUUUUCUACUUCCCUCAGGGCCACAUGGAACAAUUGCAAGCAUCAACUAAUCAGGAAGGGAACCUGGACUUAAACCAGCAAUUCCCUCAUUUCAAUCUCCCAUCCAAGAUUCUCUGCCGCGUUGUGCACAUUCAGUUGUUGGCGGAACAGGAAUCCGAUGAAGUUUAUGCUCGUAUCACUUUAAUUCCAGAAUCAAAUCAAAGUGAGCCGACAUGUCCUGACUCAACUCAACCAGAGACCCAAAAACAUAAGUUUCACUCUUUUAGCAAGAUAUUAACUGCCUCUGAUACUAGCACUCAUGGAGGAUUUUCAGUUCUGCGGAGGCAUGCUACCGAGUGCCUACCUCAAUUGGACAUGACUCAAGCAAUCCCAACUCAGGAAUUGGCAGCUAAGGAUCUUCAUGGUUUUGAGUGGAAAUUUAAGCAUAUAUUCAGAGGUCAACCAAGGAGGCACUUGCUUACAACUGGCUGGAGCACAUUUGUCACAUCCAAAAGACUGGUUGCUGGAGAUGCCUUUGUGUUUUUAAGGGGAGAGAACGGCGAUCUGAGAGUCGGUGUUAGGCGUCUUGCCCGGCAGCAAAGUCCUAUGCCUUCAUCAGUAAUAUCAAGCCAGAGCAUGCAUCUUGGAGUGCUUGCCACUGCUUCCCAUGCUGUUUUGACUUGUACCAUGUUUGUGGUUUAUUACAAACCUAGGACUAGCCAGUUCAUUAUUGGUGUGAACAAAUACCUGGAGGCUUUGACCAAUAAGUUUUCAGUUGGAAUGCGUUUCAAGAUGAGGUUUGAAGUGGAAGAUUCACCUGAGAGAAGGUUUUCUGGUACUAUUGUUGAUGUUGGGGAUGUAUCUCCAGGAUGGUCAAACUCUCAGUGGCGUUCCUUGAAGGUUCAAUGGGAUGAGCCAGCAUCAAUUCCAAGGCCAGAGAGGGUUUCCUCAUGGGAGAUAGAGCCUUUUGUUGCUUCUACUACUUCAAAUGUCACCGAACCAUUGGUAAAGAGUAAAAGGACUAGGCCUCCUGAGGUUUCAUCUUCUGAAAUUGCUCUCAAUUCUCCUUUUUCAACUUUCUGGUAUCAUGGACCAUCCUUAUCCCAUGAGCCCACACAAUUAGGUGGUGCUGCAGAACCCGAAAACAACGAAAACCGGGUUGUACGGUCUUUGAAGGGACAGAGAGAAAUUAAUGGCAAUCCACAUUUGAAUCUCUCUUCAAACUUUAUUAAUCCUGAACCCAAAAACAACAAAGAUGUUGCAGCAUUAUCAUCUGCCUGUGGUUAUUAUCCUGUUUCAUCUAGGCCAAAUGAUGGUUCAGCACAUGAUCAAGUGGAAAGUGGUAAAAAGACAGAGAAUUCCAUGGAUUGCUGGGUAUUUGGAGUUAAUUUGACUACCACCUUUCCUAAUGUUGACAAAGAACUGGGAUGUCAAGUUAUUAUUCCUAGUGGUCCCAAUGAUCCUCUUCCUAUUGCUGCAUGUGAAACUGAAACUGAGGGUGGUCACAAUCCCAAUUAUUCAGUGUCCAAUAAGGAGCAGAAGCAAAUUAUUUCUGAUGCUUCACUCAAUGAGAGGCAGAACAAGCAGGUCUCUAUACCAUCCUUGAGGACUAGGACUAAGGUGCAAAUGCAAGGCAUUGCUGUUGGUCGUGCUGUUGACUUGACCAUGUUGAAAGAUUAUGAUGACCUCAUAGAUGAGCUUGAGAAGUUGUUUGAUAUUAAGGGAGAGCUUCGAGUGCAAAACAAAUGGAAUAUAGCUUUUACUGAUUAUGCAAAUGAUAUGAUGCUUGUUGGUGAUCAUCCAUGGCAGGAAUUUUGUACCAUUGUGAAGAGGAUUUCCAUUUAUGCAAGGGAAGAUGUGAAAAUGAAAUGCAAGCAUUCUGGUUCUUGGUCUGAAUGUGAAGAGACUUUGUUGAGCCAAGAUUCACAGACCAUAUAAUUUUAGUUCUUCCAUGUCUAAUUGCUUGUCUGAGGGUAAUGGACUUGUUUAAGUGGACUAAUAGAAUCUUUAAGUUUAUUUUAGGCACUUUAUGCUUGUGAAUACCUUGUUUUUUUGUUGGAGGUAGCACUAUCAGCAUGUAAACAUGUAUGCUUUUUGUUUCUCUUGGAUUGUUUGUCUCUAAUGGUUAGGCAUGUUCCUUGAA